Molecule: messenger RNA, 1293 nt
Organism: Fusarium fujikuroi IMI 58289
Lineage: Eukaryota; Fungi; Ascomycota; Sordariomycetes; Hypocreales; Nectriaceae
Exons: 1
Coding region: 1-1293 (430 amino acids)
Source: RefSeq, a predicted model, not a curated record
AUGAAGAUGGGCAUGUUCGAGCGUGGUCAACGCUAUACCGGGUUGACAAAACAGUGUCAGUCUUACUAUGAGCAGCAUAGUAUGCAUGCUACAGCCUGCGAGGCGAGAGCAAAAGAACUAUUCAGGGCAGUAAAAGCCAUUGCCGCUGCUCAGGGUAAAACUUGGGAUCAGGUUCUCGGCUUAUCUGGCGAUUUCAACAACAUUAUCUUCGAUGGAGGUUUCGAAUACCACGGCCCCGAGAGUGUCGGCAAGUCUCUAUCAUUCGCGCAGUGGUUCUUUCUGGCGUCGCUCAUUGGACUUGGUCAUGAAUUUGCUGGCGCAUCAGCACUGCUGUACUACGUAGGCUGCACACUCGGCAUCGCAGCGGAUAGCUACCCUGUCAAUGUUCGAAUGCCCGUCGCUUCACUAUUUCGUCUUGACAGAGAUCGUCAAUCAACUCGGGGACUUCCAUGGGCUCGUAUGAGCCAGUUUCUACGAGGUAAUGGAAAUUGCAAUAUUCCCAUCAUUGAACUUGAGCUAUCGUGUGGCGAAUUACCGUACGAAGACUCUACGAAAACAAUUCACAAGCUCGCAGCCAUGCGACUCGACGCAUGUGCACAUUCGAUUAUGAUGAAAGCGAUCUUCGACGCAGUCUCCAAGCUUACAAGCAAGGCUAACAAAUACUCCGGGGAUCCUUCGGCCAUAAGGUCAUUUGACAUCGUCAAAGAGUUCCUCGCGACCAGUGAGUCCUUGGUCAAGAUGUUCGACAGUGUUAUCGAUCAAGCUUUAGAAUGGACCGGAGAUUAUGACAGGAUCUACCAAAAGAAAUACAUGGGUGAUGAUCCUGAUCUCACAAAUCAUGAUCUCGAACUGCGGAAAGCCGCACCUUCGAAUAUCAUUAGACUCGACGUCUCCUACGAUUUUGCCGUGGACUCUCUUCACGCUGAGACCGCGGCUUAUGAUGGUAUUCACUUCGGAGGUUUUGGCCCUAACAAGAAGUCCAUCUUUCUAGACGAUGAUGAAGUGAUUACUGGAGCGUCAUGGAAUACAGGAGUCUUAGCUCAGGAUGUUAACAAGAAAGUCAUACUCAACUUGGUCAUCAACACCACGGAAAGAAAGCUAGGGCCUUUUGGUAGCGGUGGCGGCAAGAUUAGAGGAAAUGCUGAGAAGCAAACCUUUCAAGUCCCUAAGACGAUGAAAGUGUAUGGUCUUAUCGACUCAGCUGGGAAAUACAUCGAGCACAGAGGCGAUGUUAUCAUGGAGAGUGGGGGAUUCAUCGCGGAGCCUAGGUUUAUUGUUGGUCCUGCACAAUAG